AUGCCUGCUCAUCACCAUUGCAACGCUCAUUCCGGUCUGCCCCGCGUUUGGCUGGGUUGGGGUGAGUUGGGCAACCGCAAGGCUCAACUCCAAGAAGAGCAGCAGGACUACUUCGAGACCCACAAGCCCGAUUUCAAGCUGCGACACCCAAACACCGGCCGACGCAGUUGGAAUGUGCACUUGGAUGUCAUUCGCAAGUCAACCCGUUGGAUUGACUGGCGAAUUCACAAGACUGGAGAUAAACAGAAGCUUGUUCUUCCUGAUUUGGUACGUGCUGAGCAGAUUGACAGCCUUCUUAAUUUCUUUUAUACUGGUGACUAUUCGGUUGAAGAAGCCGACCUGAGAAAUUACUCGAUUUGGCCCUGCCCUGGUGGCUGUGUCACUUGUCCUCAGAUCUGUCAGCUCUUGCGCAUUCACUUGGCCAUGUUCCAAACUGCCCUUCUUCUUAGAAUUACUGACCUUCAGGCCCUUUCCUUCCGCAGAUUCCGUGAUCUUACGGACACUGCUCCGGCUUUCGUUUUGCAGUAUGCUGUUCAAGCAGUGUAUAGUAGGGAACCUAUUCCUGACGGGAGCAACAACUUCCAGAUUACUGGUUUGAAAUCUGUCAAGGACUACCGCCCUGAGCUGGUGCUUCCUGCAGUUCUUAGGUAUUGUGGAUAUUACCGCCUGAAUCCUCAGCAGAUCACAAGAAACGGGAAGAAGGUGAGGGUUUUUGGCGAGUCGGAGUUUGCUGAACUAUGCCGAAAAAGCCCAAAGUUUGGUGGGGAUCUUGCCCUGGGACUGUGGCUGGACACUAUUGAUAUCACAGUUCCGACUAUUCAGUUCCCAGGUAACUCAGAGCCCAUGAGGUCCCUUCAUCCUUAUAUGCAGACUCCACUCGCUCCACAGGUGGUAGACCCCAAACGCUCAAACUAUCAAUAUGUUACUUACUUGCAGCCCUUGCCCUUCAAGGAUUUCAAUGACCAGCAACCUUCUAAUACCCCUACUUGGACCCCAUCCCCCCAGCGUACGUCCACUGGGCCUUUUGCUACUCCGCAAACCUCAUCGCGAUGCAGCCAGGCACGCUCCUCGUUCAACUCGAGCAGUCAGGUUUCAGUACAACAGGCUCCAGUCAUCCCCCAGUUGACCCUAGAACAGAUAGAGGAGUUUAACUUCCUUAGUGAGGCUUUACUUGAUAACACUACAGAUCAGAUGGCUGCGCAACUACCAGAGGAAUAUUCCACAGGCCCUGUCGAUUUGAUUGAUAUUGACUGGACAAAUACGAUGGACUGGAGCGGAGCGGAUGUACCCGAUAUUGACUUCAGUGCGCUUUUGAAUGACGAUUCUAUGGGUGAGCCAGUUGCGAAUGCAUUGGACUUGACACAGGUAAUGAACUGGGCAGGAGAGGACCUGGCUAAUGUGGACUUCACUCGGCUUUUGAAUGAUGACACUUUGGACUUGGAGUCUUUCGAUCCAUCCUUCCUGGACCUACCUGUGGAUAUGGAUUUAGAUCUAACAGACUUCAACUCUUUUGACAUGGCGGGCCUACCCGAUAUCGACUUCUCUGGACUCACUCCACAGGAUUCUAUGGACAGUGAAUUCUUGAUUCAACCCCAGUGCAUGGACUCAAUCUUCCCCGGAAUGGAUAACUAUGUGACUGUUCCUCAGGAGAUUAGUUUUCUUCCAGAGCCAUUAAAUUCAGAGUGGGCUAUAGACUCUACUGCUUCCACCCUGAGAGCGGCCCUUUCUGCACAGACCCUAGAUCAACAACAGGCAGCCCAGUCCACGUUCCUUUCUGCUGGAGACAAAUCCCGUGCAUCAGUUUCGUCUACCCAAACCCGGUACAAUUUGAGGACUCGUCCGAGCAUGGUUCAUGUGAUGGAGGAACUUUAG
Molecule: messenger RNA, 1872 nt
Organism: Penicillium crustosum
Lineage: Eukaryota; Fungi; Ascomycota; Eurotiomycetes; Eurotiales; Aspergillaceae
Exons: 2
Coding region: 1-1872 (623 amino acids)
Molecular function (GO): protein binding
Source: RefSeq, a predicted model, not a curated record